This is a messenger RNA of Eucalyptus grandis, 1918 nucleotides long. RefSeq names its product polygalacturonase inhibitor-like. Lineage: Eukaryota; Viridiplantae; Streptophyta; Magnoliopsida; Myrtales; Myrtaceae. Gene Ontology annotation, molecular function: protein binding. The record is from RefSeq and is a predicted model, not a curated record.
UUCCUCCUAUAAAAUACAACUCUCCACCACUACCUUCAACAAUGUCUCUGGCCCGCCUCCUCCUGCUCGUCCUGCCCCUCCUCUCCUUCCUCCUCCGCCCCGCCUCCGCCAUCCUCUGCCACCCCGAGGACAAGGAGGUCCUCCUCCGCAUAAAGUUCUCCCUCGACAGCCCCUACCUCCUCCCCUCCUGGAACCCGGACACCGACUGCUGCUACUGGUACGGCCUCAAGUGCCACCGCAAGACCCACCGCGUCAUCUCCCUCUUCUUAUUCGCCGCCGACCUCCCUGGCCAAAUCCCCUCCGCCAUCGGCGACCUCACUUACCUCCAAGACCUCACCCUCCACAAGCUCUCCAACUUCACCGGCCCGAUCCCAGAGUCCUUCACCAAGCUCAAGUACCUUAAUUUCUUGAGACUCAGCUGGCUCAAUCUCACCGGCCCAAUCCCCUCCUUCCUCGGCCAGCUCAAGAACCUCACCUACCUCAACCUCUCCUUCAACAAGCUUACCGGCAGCAUCCCCGACUCUCUCUCCACCAUCCCCGGCCUCGGCACCGUCGGCCUCGACCGUAACCAGCUCACCGGGAAGAUACCGGCUUCCCUUGCCAACCUCAAGGGUAACAACCUCUUCAUCCUCUCUCACAACAGCCUCUCCGGGGAGCUCCCGGCGACCUUCGCCGGCGUCGACUUCGGGAAGCUCGACCUUUCCCGGAACAGGCUUCAAGGGGACGCAUCGCUGGUGCUCGGAAGGAACAAGAGCACGUACCACAUCGACAUCUCGAGGAACCAGUUCGAGUUCGACCUGUCGAAGGUGGAUUUUAACGAGAGCUUGACGACCCUGGACAUGAACCAUAAUAAGAUAUACGGGUCGAUUCCGAAGGCUAUGGCGGGUCUGGAGCUCCAGCUCCUGAACGUGAGCUACAACCGGCUGUGCGGGGAGAUUCCGGUGGGCGGGCGGUUGCAGAGCUUCGAUUACACGGUGUACUUCCACAACCGGUGCUUGUGCGGUGCUCCUCUUGAUAGCUGCAAGUGAAAAACAGAACUGAGCCUAGCCGAUCUUUAAGAUUUGAGCGGACCAGUUUGUAAACUUGCGUUAUUUCAAUAACCAUGCUUUUAUCAGAAAACAAAAGGAGAAAAUAUUGGCUGAUCCUAGACGAGAAAAUAUUGGGUGGUCCGGGAACUCCACAUCACAUCAGCGUGGUCCCCGGCCACUCAUGAGGUGCCAUGUGGAGGGGUGGCCUCACUUGGUGUCUUCUGCCUUCUUCCCAUUCUCUCUCCUCUUCCUAGCCUGCCGACGCACUCUCUCCUCCUAGCCUGCACGCUCUGUCUCCUGUGCAACUCGUUUGGCUUCUAUCUCACUUCGCUGUCCAUCGCCGAUUGCCACCGCUAGUUCUUGUGCAAUUUUACUACUCAAGAACGGUUAACUAACAUUUACGAAUGGUGAUAGUUAAGGGCCAAAAUUUGAAAUCCACUGUAACGAAGGCGGUGGCACCCAAGGCGAACGUUGUUGCUGCCGCCAAGCCCAAAGCAACUAUGAAGCAGAAAGCUGUGACGGGUGUGAAGCCGAGAAGCUGAAGUUGAAGCCCGCAGCAAAAGCAGUGAAGACUUAUGCAAAGGCGAUGCCCGGGAAGAAAGCUGUAAAGAAGGUUGCUGCCGCGAAGGUGAAGAAGAAACCGGUGAAGAAGCCGAAAAGCGUGAAGCUGCUGGUGAAGAAGGCCAAGAAGGGGGUCGGUGCUGUGUAGGGGACGGGAUUUUAGACGAUGAUUUGGUUGUAUAUAGAAAAUGGUUUGGCAACAUUUGACAUAGCCCUUUUAUUUUUUUCUUUUUCUCUUGGCUUUUAAAUUGUGCUAACUCCAUUCUUGUUAGCGCAUGUUUCUAUGUAAGCUUCUACGGAAGAUUUUAUUAGAUGGUUGUGUUUGAUAA